Trifolium pratense (red clover) is the source of this 1574-nucleotide messenger RNA. Its product is annotated as COP9 signalosome complex subunit 6a. Bases 177 to 1133 code for a protein of 318 amino acids. The record is from RefSeq and is a predicted model, not a curated record. Gene Ontology annotation, molecular function: protein binding; metallopeptidase activity. NCBI's taxonomy places the organism in Eukaryota, Viridiplantae, Streptophyta, Magnoliopsida, Fabales, Fabaceae. The transcript has 9 exons. Gene Ontology annotation, biological process: protein deneddylation. Gene Ontology annotation, cellular component: COP9 signalosome.
AAAUACACACAUCACAUCAUUGUGAUUCACUCACUCCACACUCCUCUUCUUCUCAAUACUGUGAAACAAACAUUGCUACACUUUUCUUCCUCAUUCUGAAACCCUAAUUUCUCAUUCAAUUCAAUCGCUAAAACCCUAAUCAAAUCAUUCACCACAAUCUUCGAUUACGAUCAACCAUGGCUUCCUCAUCAAGCAGCGGAUUAACAUUCAAGCUACAUCCACUGGUCAUCGUUAACAUCUCCGAUCAUUACACUAGGGUUAAGUCUCAGAUGAACCCUAGCCAUGCUCCUCAUAACAACACUGUCAACAAUGGCGGUGACAGUGUCGUUUCUUCCCUUCCAUCGUCACGUGUCUAUGGUUGUGUCAUCGGUGUUCAGAAAGGUCGCACUGUUGAGAUUUUCAAUAGCUUUGAACUUCUCUAUGAUCCUUCUACCAAUUCUCUUGAUCGUCCUUUCCUUGAGAAGAAGCAAGAACUCUAUAAGAAGGUUUUUCCACAUUUCUACAUAUUGGGAUGGUAUUCAACUGGCAGUGAUGCAGAGGAAGCUGAUAUGCAUAUUCACAAAGCUUUGAUGGAUAUCAAUGAAAGUCCGGUUUAUGUUCUUCUAAACCCUGCUAUCAAUCAUUCUCAGAAGGAUCUCCCUGUCAGUAUAUUUGAAAGCGAACUGCAUGUCAUUGAUGGGAUUCCACAACUUAUCUUUGUCCACUCAAGCUAUACUAUUGAGACUGUUGAAGCAGAACGGAUCUCAGUUGAUCAUGUUGCUCAUCUAAAGCCAUCUGAUGGUGGUUCAGCAGCUACACAAUUGGCUGCUAACCUUACUGGUAUACACAGCGCCAUCAAAAUGCUUCAUAGCAGAAUAAAGGUGCUACAUCACUAUCUUCUUGCAAUGGAAAAAGAGGAGGUUCCUCGUGAGAAUUCACUAUUAAGGCAAGUCUCGAGUCUCUUGAGAAGAUUGCCUGCUAUUGAAUCUGGGAAGUUUCAAGAUGAUUUCUUGAUGGAAUACAAUGACACCUUAUUGAUUAGUUACCUUGCCAUGCUGACCAACUGCUCAAGUGCAAUGAAUGAUUUGGUGGACAAAUUCAGUACUGCGUAUGAUAGGCAUACCAGAAGGGGUGGACGAACUGCUUUCAUGUGAAUGUUGCCUUGUUGCUCAUUUGUAGCUGUGACAGCUUCAAAACACUUUUCCAACUCUGUAGGCACAUAUUUUUGUCUUCUUCUCUUUGCUGCCUAGGCAUAGGGUUAUUAAAGCUUAGUAUUGCUUGGAUUUGAAGAUAUAGAGAGUAGAAGUAUUCGUGGAAAGUUACCAUAUUACCAUGCCCCCUUCCAACGUAAAAAGGAAAUCUGUUGGUUUUUGCAUUUCUUUAACAAAAUGGAAAGUUGAGGGCACACAAUAUGAAUUUUCAUUCGGAUCCUUUUGAGUUACCAUCCUUCAUUAUCGAUGUGCAUGUUGUUGUUAAAUUUCUUUUGCAUUUCUUGAUAGCUUAGGAUUCUUACUCGGUUAAGUAGAACUUAUGAGCCACUUUGGAUAUAUAUUUUCCUUUCUAAAAGCUUAUGAAAAUAUACAACUCUUUGUCAA